Molecule: messenger RNA, 1254 nt
Organism: Helianthus annuus (common sunflower)
Lineage: Eukaryota; Viridiplantae; Streptophyta; Magnoliopsida; Asterales; Asteraceae
Product: peptidyl-prolyl cis-trans isomerase CYP21-4
Exons: 8
Coding region: 227-931 (234 amino acids)
Biological process (GO): protein peptidyl-prolyl isomerization
Molecular function (GO): peptidyl-prolyl cis-trans isomerase activity
Source: RefSeq, a predicted model, not a curated record
CCAAACCCGUGUGUAGGCUGGCGAAGGACGAUGGCGAUAUGAAAUUGGAAAGCAAUCGGAAUGUCUGUUUUCUGUUAGAAACAAAAAACUACAAUUACAUCACAUAUAAUCAAACCCUCCAAUCUCCUUGCUGCAACACGAUUAUUUGACUCUUCUCUUCUCUUCAGCGUGUGGAUUGAUUGAGAUACUGUGAUAGUCUGUGUGAGGUUGAAUUUGUAAAGGUAUCAUGGCGAGGAUUAAACCUCAAGCUUUGCUACAGCAAAGCAAAAAGAAGAAAGCGCCGAGAAAUAUCAGUGUUCCCACAAUUGCUUUGUAUAGUGUGGUUACGGUUGUUAUGGUGUUUUUCCUCUUUGCUACAUACAGACACUGGUCUCAAAGGUCAAUAGUUCAGACCGAGGAAGGAACAUCAAACUUUCAGGUUGAUGAUGACUUUUCAGAUUCAAAGAAAUCUGAUGUUCCAAGAUACGCUAUUUUUAAUACAUCGAAAGGUUUGAUAACUGUGGAACUUUACAAGGAAGGUUCACCUGAAGUUGUGGAUGAAUUUAUUGAUGCCUGCCAGAAGGGACACUUUAAAGGGAUGCAAUUUCAACGUGUAGUGAAACAUUUUGUAAUCCAAGGUGGUAACUCUGAAAAUCAAGCAGUCAUAGAGGACUGGACUUCUAGAGAGAAGCACUACAAUCAGCUUGAGAAAAGAUUAAAGCAUGAAGCUUUCAUGCUUGGUACAUCAACUACUAAACAUGAAAAAGAAGCGUUUGAUAUUUUCAUUACAACUGCUCCAAUUCCAGAUCUAAAUGCAAAACUUAAUGUCUUUGGACGCGUUAUCAAGGGCGAAGAUAUUGUUCAGGAAAUUGAGGAGGUGGACACAGAUGAACAUUACAGACCUAAAUCUCGAAUUGGGAUAAUUGAGGUUACACUGAAACAGAGUAUUUAAGGUUUUGGUUUAUUCGAAUGUCAUAUACCUGACAAGUGUUUGCUGAAUUUAUUUUUGUCAUGUGAGACAGAGAGCAGAGGGUUGGGUUUAUGGUUGUAUCCGUGGACAUAAUUGUUUGUGUAUGUGUUUGUUCUGCGCACAAUGUAGAACUUAUGGAAGGAAAGUUUGUUUAAUUAGAGUUUUAGGUCAUACAAUUACCUUAAUAUUUGUCAUUAAAUUCAUCAGUUUUCUUGUUGUUGUCUUGGAUGAUCAGGACCUUGGUGGCUAUUUGUUAUGUCUUGAGCUUAUUUUAUAGAAUAGCACAAAGACAGAUAUUUUAUUUC